Messenger RNA from Ceratitis capitata (Mediterranean fruit fly), 1576 nucleotides. Its product is annotated as solute carrier family 2, facilitated glucose transporter member 1-like. The record is from RefSeq and is a predicted model, not a curated record. Bases 81 to 1529 code for a protein of 482 amino acids. The transcript has 6 exons. Gene Ontology annotation, cellular component: membrane. Gene Ontology annotation, biological process: monosaccharide transmembrane transport. Gene Ontology annotation, molecular function: hexose transmembrane transporter activity. Lineage: Eukaryota; Metazoa; Arthropoda; Insecta; Diptera; Tephritidae.
UAUGUACAUACAUAUAUUUUAAUUUUAAUUUUUAUUUAUUUUUGUAUAUUUAAUAAAUAAAUAAGUUUAAGUAACUCAAAAUGCCAGAUGAUCCCAAAAGAGUUGGGUGGACGCCAAUAUUGCUGCUGAUUUGUGUUGCGACCACCAUUGGGGCGGUUAUACCCGUCGGAUAUGCGUUGGGUGUCAUGAAUACGCCAGCCGAGGUCAUAAAAAAGUGGGUUACUGCCAGUGUGUCCAAAAGGUAUGGCGUUGAGCUUAAUGCAACGAAUCUCGAUAUACUCUGGGCGAGUAUAGUUUCUAUUUUUCAAGUUGGUGGCAUUAUGGGCUCUUUCGUUUCGGGUCCUAUAAGUAACAGAUUCGGAAGAAAGGGUUGCCUGCUCAUUAGCAGCAAUCUAUUACUAUUUGCUGGCUUACUUUUGUACGUCUGUCGUAUGGUACAGCUCGUGGAGCUGUUGCUUUUGGGUCGCUUUCUAAUCGGCAUCUCGUCUGCGCUCAUCUUCACAGCCCAACCCAUGUACUUGUUGGAGUGUGCGCCGAUACAUUUACGCGGCAGUGCCGGUGUAUUCACACUACUCGGCAUCACUGGCGGCAUUGUUAUGGGUCAAGUCUUCAGUUUGCAACAAGUGUUCGGUAACGAAGACUAUUGGGAUUUGGCCUUGAGCUUCUAUGUGAGUUGUGUGCUGUUUGGUUUUGCGCCUUCUUUCUGGUUUCCCGAAUCGCCGAGUUGGCUAAUGAAGGUGCGUAAGAAUGAGGAAUUGGCAAAGGAGUCACUGCGUAGUUUACGUGGUGAAAAUGCCGAGGAUGCGAUACACGCGGAAAUUGCCGAAAUGAAAGCGUCUGCAGCGGAGAGCAGUGAAAUACUCAGCUUCGGCGCUGUACUAAAGAACUCCGAAUUCUGUUUGCCUCUACUAAUUGUCGUAUCGUUUAUGGCUUGCCAGGGCUUGAGUGGCAUAAAUGGCAUUUUCUUUUAUUCAGUAAGAAUUUUUACGAAAUGUGGAUUCUCUGGCGAAAAUGCUACUUGGUUAAAUUUCGGCGCUGGUGUAUUGAAUUUCGUAUUUGGACUGGUGAGCUUUGUUUUGAUGGAACGUUGUAAUCGGCGACCCUGUAUGCUGAUCUCGUAUGGGGCCUGUGCUAUAUCGCUUAUCGGUUUGGGAAUUGCGUUGAAAUAUAUAGACUCUGUCAGCUGGUUUCCAAUACUUUGUGUUGUUUUUAUGGCAUCUUUUAUAGUAUUUUUCAAUUUUGGCUUGGGUCCUAUACCAUUCUUCAUAGGAACAGAGCUCUUUGAGCUGCCUCCACGUACGGUGGCCAUGGCUACGGGCAACUUUUCUUUUUGGACAGGUAAUUUUUUAAUCGGUAUGUGUUUCCCGCCAUUGGAGAGUCUCAUUGGUCCAUUUUGCUUUUUACCCUGUGGUGGAGUUUGCAUAUACUGUUUUCUAUUGACAUGGCGAUAUGUACCGGAGACUCGUGGCUUUGAACCGUCGGAUGUUAAGCCGUUAAUGGCGAAUGGCCUGAAAUCGAAAGUAACCUAAAUAUUUGAAAUAAAAUGUUGGUAGUUAGGUGUCAGUGAAUAUACAAA